Lates calcarifer (barramundi perch) is the source of this 3704-nucleotide messenger RNA. RefSeq names its product ERBB receptor feedback inhibitor 1. The transcript has 4 exons. Gene Ontology annotation, biological process: negative regulation of epidermal growth factor receptor signaling pathway; regulation of keratinocyte differentiation. Bases 1125 to 2270 code for a protein of 381 amino acids. Gene Ontology annotation, cellular component: extrinsic component of cytoplasmic side of plasma membrane. The record is from RefSeq and is a predicted model, not a curated record. NCBI's taxonomy places the organism in Eukaryota, Metazoa, Chordata, Actinopteri, Centropomidae.
ACUUUGCAUAGGAGAAGCAUUGUUUCUGAUUUAACAUUGUCUCUCUGAUUUCUGUAUAUUAACAUGAAUUAGCUUAGAAUAACUGAAAAGUAUUGAGAACAGACAUUUUGUCAGACUUAGGGCCUUGAAGUGCUCAUGUCUAUCACUGAUUUUCACAAAUUUCCUGAUCCAGUGGCAGUGAGGACACACUUUUGUGGAUAAUGACAGCUAUAGUGUGAUUGUCUGUGUGACUACAGGAUUAGUUGACCCAUAAAUUGAACUGAAAAUCCACCCAGCUAAUAACUUCCUCUCUGGUUCACAGUGGUGGAAGUUCAGGUCUUUUAAAUACUAAUUAUACUAAAGUGUCAAAAGUAAUUACUAGUUAUGCUGAAUGACAGCUGUGUUGGACAAUGACUGCUGAUACUUAUGUACAAGCAGCAUUUUGAUGCUGUGGCUGGUCAAAAAAGAUUUGAACUUCUUUGUACAGUUUGGUAGUGUAAUCAAUGCACUUUAAUGAGAUUAUCAUGUGUUUCAUGUGUGAAAUUUAAAUGGGAAAACUAAAAAGAGGCAAUAUUUGUAGAAAAUCCCUCUGAAAAAGGUGGAAUAAAGUCAGAUAGCACAUGUUAACAUUUAAGUAGCCUACAAAGACAUAACAACCAAACACAAAGAGUAGUUAUUUAUGGUUUAAAUGCCAUAGGCUAUUUUUCCUAACGGUGUUUAAAUUUUCCUUUUGCUUUUGAUAUUUUAGGGGGGAUUUUUUUCCUUUAAGGCGGUGCUGGGUGGAGUUACAGUAACGUGCUCGGGGUGCUGGAUGCAUUUAUAAGGAGAUGUGGAAACCCGCGUCACUCUGACAAAAUGAGUUUCACCUCCCAGCCUUGUUGACAGAGGAGGGAUGUUGCACAUGGUUCAGUUUUGACUGGGGAGUCCGGACUCGUACUAUCACAGAGAGCAUUUUCUUUCUUUGGACGGGAGCAGAUCGCCUGACAGGAGCUUUACGUGAUGGAGAAGUAAUCUGCAUUUUCAUGCAGCUCACCACUGGCUAAAAUGAAGCCGUGAUGGGGGGUUCGACGGAGCUGACUUUUGUUGGAGCUCUACCAAACAGACCUUGAUGAUUUUUACGAACACAGCCACCUUUCUGCCACAGUAUGGCCGGGAGUCAGAAUAACUACUGGGGACAGCAUGACCUGAACAGAGUGUGCUUUGGCCUGAGUGCUGACAUGGAACACAACCUGACGGAGCUUCAACAACAGCAAGUGGCCAAGGAGUUUAACUCCAAUAUACCCCUCCCCCAGUCUCCUUUCUACUCUGAUACUUAUCGCUUGAUGUCUGAUAACAUUUUGCGGUCUCAUGAGGGAGACCAGGUGGUCCCUUCUUCCCAGAGACGGACAGUGUUUGGGGGCCCCCAGAGAGAGGCCAAACCCCUGCCGCCUCUGCCUGACCCUGAGGAGCUCAUGUCGGAUGAAGCAGCUGAUAACGAGGUGGAGUUUUUUACCAGUGACCGACGCCGCCUUUUGCCCAAAAGCUGCCCCAAGGCCAUAUCCAGGAGCAGCAACAGAGACUGUGGCCAAGUAAAUCAUGCCUACCAGGAGAGCUCGGUGGGGGCUGGUGGUGCUGGGAUUGGCUCCAUGGCUUUCUCCUGGCCAGGCAGAGAGGACAGACCAACAGGUAGAGGAGGUGAGUUUGGAGUCAACAACUGGGCACCUGCUCUCCACAGAGAAGACCACCAGCAUGUGGUGUCAGCAGUUGGGGAUCCUUUGUGUAGUAAACAGCCAGACCAACACCAGCCAUCCAGGUUUCGUUUUUCCUUCAUUGGCCCUGCUUUCCAGUCGCACAGCAGCACCACAACCUGCCCUGCUGACAAGCCACAAAUCCCUCCCCGCAUCCCCAUCCCACAAAAACCUCCUGUUCUCUCAAAAACCGUGCGCACUAACGAGGAAGACAAGCCUCCCAAAAUUCCUCCAAGGGUCCCUUUAGUCCCACCCUGCCCACCACGUACCCCAAGCCCUAAAAGCCUUCCAAUUUAUAUCAACGGCGUGAUGCCUGCCACACAGAGUUUUGCUGCUAACCCAAAGUAUGUGAGUAAGGCAUUACAGAGACAGCACAGCGAAAGGUCGCCACCUGCAGCUCAGUUUUCUCCCUGCAUCGUUCCCAUUUUGAAGGACGGCAGGCAGGCCAGCGCCACACACUACAUCCUCCUGCCGCCGGGCCGACCGCCGCACACGGACAGACGAGAGAGACUCCUCAGUGAGCCGGCAAGGAUGGGAAACAGCAGCGUCUGGCAGAACAGAUAACCCUCUCUUAUGUCACUGUGUCUGAAACUUGAUGAAUACAAAACUGUGACUGACAUCAUCAAUAACUGUGUGAUACACAAUACAGAGAGUGUGAAAACAUCCCCAUGCUACAUUUGCAUGUCUAAUGUCAUGUUGGUGUUGUUUUCAAUGACUGAUGUAUUCUAAGAUCACUUACACCAGACCACACUGUGAGGUUUUUGUCCAUUUUUUAACUGAACAUUUUACCAGUCAGUAUUUUAGUGACGUCUCCUCUAGUUCAAACCAGAAAACAUCAUAACAUUCCAGCGUUUUCUCUAACAGUGGAGAAAUGUUUACCUCCGAUAAACAUUUUUGAUUUUGGUUACUGGGAUACUGCAGUUAUCUCACAGGGAAAUGCCUCAUCACUCACUUAUUUUUAAGCCUGACAGCCACUUGCUCAUAUCACUAAAAGAAACUGAGCUAAUACUAUAUUUCUUAGAAGUGAGCAAAUAAUUACUGUCUGUACAAGCUGGGCUUGUGCAUGUAUUUUGUAUGACAAUGCUGCUUUAAAUCCUAAGUAUAAUGUAUUCAUAGAUUUCAUGUGUUGCAGAAUCAUUCUCAAAUUAAGGUAACGAUUUGUGGUAGAUUUGACAUUGAAUGACACGUUUUGAACUACAGUGAUGUUCAACAAUUCACCUGAUAAAACUCUUUCUUCAGUUUCAGUGGAUUCUAGUCAAUUUCAAUGCUUUCAUUGUUUUGUGUGUAAGUGCACUUAAUUUUUGUUAAGCAGCUCUCACAAUGAAAAGGCAGAUCUUUUUAUUCCAAAGUUACACCGAGCUACAGUCUACAUGCAAAAUACUCAUUUGCAUUUGAGACAUUGAUUCAUUCAUUAUAUUAUAAUUUAUAUUAAUGUUAUAAUUUAUUUAAAGCUACAGUCUAUGAUCCAAAUGCAAACAGUUGCCAGAACAUAUGACUGAAACCUGCUGUCACUCUUAAUUUGAUUGACAGGUCCUUUGAUACACAUAUGAAGAACAUUAGCCAACAACUAAGUCAUUAAGGUUUUUUGAUGCUGUUAACAGUUUUACAUCAGCUGUGUUUAUAAACACAUUUGUACAAGAGGCCUUUAUUUUUGAUAACAGUCAGUUGACAAACACUAAAUAUUAAUCAUUAAGGCAAACUGUUUAAUAGUGUAUUUGAUGGUCAAAAAUGUACAGAUUGGACCUUUAUGGAUUUCCUUUGUGUCUGUGUGUGGGCAUGGAAAUGUUACAUGUUACAUGUACACUGUCGAAGUGCAGACCCACAUUUACAGCCUUUGUUACACCAAUGGUUUUGGAAGAUCUCAUGAAGGUUCUGUCAGAUUUGACCUGAGCAAAGCCUGUUUGUAAGUUCAUCAUGUUGUUGUGUCAAAAGUAAAUCAGUGUAAAUUUGUGUUUUUAAUCUAUUUAUAGAAAUAAAAUAACUUAUUCAUUCUAUGAA